AUGCUCAUCGGUGUAUGCGGAAGCAUCUGCUCCGGUAAGAAGACGGUGGCGCAGUAUCUGGUCGAGCACCAUGGCUUCAAACCGCUCUACCUGCGCGGCGAGCCCAAGGGGGUGAAUGGCUUCGGCAGCAAACCAGCGAAUGGUUCCACGGAUUUGGGCCCGGCCGCCGCUCAAGCGAGCGCGUCGUCGAGGUCGCCGUUUGCGAGAGGGCCCGACAGCCAGACCUUUGACACGGCCGAGGCGCUUCUCGACUUCGUGACGCUCAGCUGGCGCAGUCGCUUCGUCACGACCGACAUUCCUACGGAAAAGGUGCUUGAUGUCUUCCUACGGCGCCCCUUUUUUAUGCUCAUCUCGACCGACGCGCCGCUACUCGUGCGCUGGCGGCGCCACACGGCGCGCAUCGAGGCGGCCGGCAGCGACGACGACGCGGCCGCGCCGCUCACCCUCGAGGCCUUUGCCGCGGCCAGCGACCAGCAUCUGUACUGCCCGCAACAGGGCCUGCAGCCGCUCAUCGCGCGCGCGACGGUGCGCCUCGUCAACACGUCGCCGACGCUGGCGCACCUGUACGCGACGCUCGGCAAGCUGGACCUCGCGGACCCGGAGCGGCUGCGGCCCGGGUGGGACACGUACUUUAUGGCGCUGGCCUCGCUGGCCGCGCACCGCAGCAACUGCAUGAAGCGGCGCGUCGGGUGCGUGCUCGUCGGGGAGGGCAAGCGCGUGGUGUCGACGGGGUACAACGGCACGCCGAGGGGCUUGCGCAACUGCGCCGAGGGCGGCUGUCCGCGCUGCAACAGCGGCAACUCGUCGGGCGUCGGCCUCGCGACGUGCCUGUGCAUCCACGCCGAGGAGAAUGCGCUGCUCGAGGCCGGCCGCGAGCGCAUCCGCGGCGGCUCCGUCUUGUACUGCGACACGUGCCCGUGCCUGACGUGCAGCAUCAAGAUCUGCCAGGUGGGCAUCAGCGAGGUCGUCUACGCGCAUGGCUACAGCAUGGAUACGGAGACGGCGGCCGUGUUCCGCGAGGCUGGCGUCAAGCUACGGCAGUUUACGCCUCCCGCUAAUGGGUUAAUUCAUCUCGAAAAGAUGGACCUGUAUUGA
Molecule: messenger RNA, 1095 nt
Organism: Beauveria bassiana ARSEF 2860
Lineage: Eukaryota; Fungi; Ascomycota; Sordariomycetes; Hypocreales; Cordycipitaceae
Product: putative dCMP deaminase
Exons: 3
Coding region: 1-1095 (364 amino acids)
Molecular function (GO): zinc ion binding; hydrolase activity
Source: RefSeq, a predicted model, not a curated record